Messenger RNA from Rhinocladiella mackenziei CBS 650.93, 3039 nucleotides. RefSeq lists its product as uncharacterized. The transcript has 7 exons. The coding region runs from base 1 to 3039 and encodes 1012 amino acids. The record is from RefSeq and is a predicted model, not a curated record. Lineage: Eukaryota; Fungi; Ascomycota; Eurotiomycetes; Chaetothyriales; Herpotrichiellaceae.
AUGGACCGCCGCACACGAAGACCACCUACGGUCGACGAGCUCGUAGCUCGAGCUGCGGCCAGAGGCUAUAAAAGAGGUGCACAUAUAGAGAAGGACAAGGUUCGCAAACAAGGAAAACACAACUCCACGACCAAGACGAAUCAAAAUGCGACCCUUCAUCGCUACGAUCUUUGGACGCUCUACGAAUUACGGGAUACUGCUAUUCAGCAAGGGUUGUCGCCUCCUAACGAGGAGAUGGCUCGAGAGCAUUGUUUGCGACCCGAGAUGAAAGUACCUGAUUUGGCGACCAUAAAAGACUUCAUCCGCUUCUACGCCGCUACGAGCGAUCCUAGAAUUGACGAAGAGGUGUCGACCGUCGACUCUCUCAACACCGUGGCCGAAUGGUUCUUUGCGGGUUUCGCUCGAGUUACCAAAACCGAGAUUAAAGAAGAGGACAGAAAAGAAGUCUAUGACUUCGUUCGCACAACGUUGGUGGAGGAAGGGUUGGCGGUCAACAAACACCGACCGAAGUACAACUUCACCGUUGAAGUGCUUACCCUAGUCCAGAUCACCCUCUGGACCAAGGAUGAUUUGAUCUUUAUUCCAGAGCGGUACAGGAUCCAGACAACUUUUAUCACUAAUGUGUAUUGCUGGACCGGUGCUAGAAUAUCCGCCUUUUUCACAGGCGGCUUUCGAUACGGGGAUACUGAAAUUGUGUUACAGCGUGCGGAAGGAAGUCGACACUGGAGAGCUACCUGGAGACUUGAUCAGCGCUGGGUGAAGAAUAAUCGUGACCCUGAUAACAUCGUGGUACGUAUCGAUGAUUUAUUCGGAACCGCCCAUAGAGAGCACGAAAUGUUCAUUUACAACGAAACUGGGUUUCUUCUGCAAAUGGCGCUCGCCGAUGGCGCCUUGUUUGGAAUUCAUUCGAUUAAAGACCUCCUGAAAAAGCGGAUCCCGUAUGGGGAGAACGUGUUAGUCCUAAGAUACAAUGAAUCAGCCUUGAAGAAACCUAUCCUGCGUAAAUGCACCAAGGAGGGCGGAGUAACGGACGAGCCUAUGCCCAAGUCGGCCUUCGUAAAUAUCUGGAGGAGUAAUUGUUCCAAUGCCGGCCUCUUUGAAAUACCGACGAUCCAUGCGAUUCGACGGGGACUGGGCAAGAAAGUCGAUAAAAACUACACCCCUGUCCAGCGCAGUCAACACCUGACACAGGCGGACCUCGGCGUCUUCGGCCAAAGUUAUGUCGCAAAUUGCUCGUCGGUCGAUGGCCAGGCGGCUUUCUUGGGAGAGCCGAGCGAUCACCGCCACAUCGAAUAUUUCCAAAGCGUGGAAAGAUUCUUGGAACCGGGCCUACCCAAUGAGCUCCCCGCUCGCCGUCUGGACGAAUUGAGUCGUGAUCCACGCCUUUGCGAACUCCAAGAGCAAUUAGCUAGCCUCGAGCGCGAGGGGACGACCGGCCCCGUCGUCAACGAGGCCAAACGCUGGUUAUCAAACUACCGUCGAAAAUUGUACAAAAAAGCUCUCCGCGGAUAUCAGCAGUGGUGGGUGCGCGAUCGCAGGGAUUGGAAAAUCCUCACGAACGGCCAGGAACGACCGAAUGAUCCCAGUAAUACCGACCUCGUUCAGCAUUUGUCUCUCCUCAUUCCUGAACGAGGCCGUCUCGCUCAGUGGAUGUGUCAAGACGAGCCGCUAUCCCCCGAGUCAAUGUGGCAGGCCAUGCGCGACUUACAUUCGCUAUGUACGCGUGAUCUCACGGUCCUUUACCUCCCUGGCCUAAACCCGCGGGAGGGGAGAUGUCCCGUAAAGUCGUGCCAAAAGUUGAUGGAUGAUCUACCCAAAAACCGACGUAACCAUCACAUUCAGACGUGUGUUCACCACGAUAUGGCGAAGAAACUUCGUCAACUGCCGUCGCAUAUCCACUAUUGCCAUCUUUGCUUUAACUGGGUGGUCGGAGAAGACGAAUGGGAGUCACACUGUGCCUCGCACCUCUCAUCGCUAGCCACGAAAAGAUGCGGAACGCUCUCAUAUGGCUACACACUCGUCCGUCCUGCCUAUUCUCCAUUUCGUCUCGGAAAGAAAGGGUUAUCUGCCGCUGAUCGAUUACAGUCGUGGAAUCGAGACUUCGACCUCUGGAAAGAGGUGAACAAGGAAAUACAGAGAUGCCGCUGGCCGAUGAUGUGUCCAUAUCCGCUGUGUGACGUCUCUCUUACAGAUGACCGCGAUCUCCGGUUUCACUUUAUCGACGACCAUAAAUUGAGCCGAACACGACCUGGUAGAUCUACAGCGAAGGACCUCCCCCCGAAAGUGACCGCUUCAAUUCGUCCACACUCGCCGGACGAGAAAUUAACACUCGACGAAGGUGCUGACGGAAUCCGCUCAUGUCGAAAGCGAAAAUCACCGAGCAGUUCUGGCGCCCUCAAGUGGAUGCCACCACAGUCGCUCGACUCCACGGCCGCAACUUCGGAAAAGCGAUUACCCGACCGCCCCCCCAAGCGGAAAAAGCAGAAACAACAGACUCCUUCCCCUUCGACUAUCUGUCCCGAAGUUAUUGUCAUCGAUGAAGAGGUCUCUGAUGAUUAUGCCGCCCCAAGUACCGUGGACUCCAUCAUGUUUUUCCCUCCAGGCCCUCUAGGCAUCGAGGAUGACGACAAAUGUACUGAUCUCAAAUGUGAUCCAUUCCCGCGCCAUUGCGUCACUUCUAUCGAAACCAUUCACUCGCUCGAGUCUGCAGAUUGCAACGAUAACUCCAAUUUGGACGUUAUAUUCGAUCAGUAUCUCCGCUCCCCGUCGCUCUCGCCUCCCCCUUCGCCCCCUGGUUCAUCAGAAGAUGGUGCUACCAGCGAAUCAAGCGGAGCAACGCUGAUUCACGCUGAACGUGACCUGCCUCGUGGUGGCGCGGAGCUACACACAGAGACAGUCAAGAGUCCCGUUCUGGAAGAAGUGUCGGACGACGUGUCGAGGAGGGAGGGAGCUCGAGAUGAGGAGGGACACUUGUCAGAGUCAAAAUGGCCCUCGCGUUCGACUGCGGGUCCGUCAGCCUCAAAUCACGCUCCGCCUUAA